This is a messenger RNA of Heterotrigona itama, 1893 nucleotides long. The record is from the annotation of a GenBank genome assembly. NCBI's taxonomy places the organism in Eukaryota, Metazoa, Arthropoda, Insecta, Hymenoptera, Apidae.
AUGAGCUUCUCGAGUGAUGAAGUCAACUUUUUGGUUUACCGGUACCUUCAAGAAUCUGGUAUGUUUCUUUCCUCGAGAGCAUCGCUUCGUAACCUCUUUUUUCAAAUAACUUCUCGGCGAACUUUCGAUUCCCGUUGUUUGUAUACACCUGUUACUUAUGCAACGUAUGUACAUACACAUGUAUAUAUCGUCCGCAACAACAUUUGCUGUUAAUAACGUCUUGUUGGCCAGUAACUUGUUACAACAUGUAAGUUAAACGUGACUCGAAGAGGUUAUUCGAGGACAAAUAGAAGCGUAUCCCUGACACUAGGUUGCUAGGUUGGCGAAUAUAUUUCUCGAAUUUGUUGUAUGAAAAUUAUACUACAAACCUUGUAAACAUUGCAAGUUAAUCACUGUGUGGUUUCUUUUGUAGGAUUUCAGCAUUCUGCGUACACAUUUGGUAUAGAAUCACAUAUAUCGCAGAGUAACAUUAACGGAGCGUUAGUACCGCCAGCAGCACUUUUGUCGAUUCUACAGAAAGGGCUGCAGUACACAGAGGCAGAGAUAUCAAUAGGUGAAGAUGGGACUGAGCAAAGAAUGGUGGAAUCCUUGUCUCUUAUCGACGCCGUUAUGCCAGAUGUUGUGGCAUCAAGGCAGAAUCAAAUUAACCAACAGAAACAACAGGUGAAAACAGAAGUACAAGAUACAAAUGGGGAGGAAGUUGUUACCUCCAAUGAAGGUGUAGGCACAAAUGAGAGAGGAGGAGAUAGGACAGAAAUGGAAGUAGAUGAACAACAACAAGGUUCAGGCAGGGGAACUAAUGCUAGCGCUGUUGAAAUUCCAGACACUAAAGCUACAAUAUUACGUGGUCAUGAAUCGGAAGUUUUCAUAUGUGCAUGGAAUCCAACAACUGAUCUUUUGGCUUCUGGUUCAGGAGAUAGCACAGCUCGUAUUUGGGAUAUGUCCGGUAGUUCUCAAGCUCCGAAUCAGCUUGUUCUCCGUCAUUGCAUACAAAAAGGUGGUACAGAGGUACCAAGCAACAAAGAUGUGACUUCAUUAGAUUGGAAGUGCGAUGGUACCUUAUUAGCGACAGGAAGUUACGAUGGUUACGCACGAAUUUGGAAGACAGACGGUAAAUUAGCAUCCACAUUAGGUCAGCACAAAGGUCCAAUUUUUGCAUUAAAGUGGAACAAACGUGGUAACUACAUAUUAAGUGCCGGGGUUGACAAAACCACCAUUAUAUGGGAUGCAGAAAGUGGACAAUGUACUCAACAAUUUAGUUUUCAUUGUGCACCUGCAUUGGAUGUUGAUUGGCAAACAAAUACAUCAUUUGCUAGUUGUUCUACUGACCAAUGUAUUCAUGUAUGCAAACUUAAUGUUGAUAAACCAAUCAAGAGCUUCCAAGGUCAUACGAAUGAAGUUAAUGCUAUAAAAUGGGAUCCUCAAGGCAACUUAUUGGCCAGUUGUUCAGAUGAUAUGAGUCUUAAAAUUUGGUCUAUGAAACAAGACACAUGGGUACACGAUCUGCAAGCUCAUAGUAAAGAAAUCUAUACCAUUAAAUGGUCUCCGACUGGACCUGGUACCCACAAUCCAAAUAUGAAUUUAACUUUAGCUAGUGCAUCAUUUGAUUCGACUGUAAGAUUAUGGGAUGUAGAAAGAGGUGCAUGUAUACACAGACUUACGAAACACACGGAACCAGUGUAUAGCGUAGCAUUUAGUCCGGACGGUAAAUUUCUCGCUAGUGGAAGUUUCGACAAAUGUGUUCAUAUUUGGUCUACUCAGAAUGGUCAAUUGGUGCACAGUUACCAAGGCACUGGUGGGAUUUUCGAAGUGUGUUGGAACAGUCGAGGAGAUAAAGUUGGUGCUUCUGCAUCUGAUGGCAGUGUAUUUGUUCUUGACCUUCGUAAAAUGUGA